This is a messenger RNA of Cavia porcellus (domestic guinea pig), 3736 nucleotides long. It is a transcript of the gene Ap3m1, whose product is annotated as adaptor related protein complex 3 subunit mu 1. The coding region runs from base 279 to 1535 and encodes 418 amino acids. The record is from RefSeq and is a predicted model, not a curated record. NCBI's taxonomy places the organism in Eukaryota, Metazoa, Chordata, Mammalia, Rodentia, Caviidae. Gene Ontology annotation, cellular component: cytoplasmic vesicle; clathrin adaptor complex. Gene Ontology annotation, biological process: endocytosis; intracellular protein transport. The transcript has 9 exons.
GCGCCUGAAUCCACAUAGUGCAAAACUCUCCAUUUUUCUAGAUUCUGGGUGAUCAAGAUGAAUUAAAUCCUUUACCUCGGGAGACGCUUUCCUCUAAUUGAGCGUCUUUCCGCUUAUUUAAUCUAACACUGGAGGCCGCACCGUUAUCUUCAAGGCUGUUCGUCAGGCAACCUAUUGGGCACUCCAAGUGCGGGGUCCUCGCGGCCUUCUCUGCCGCUUCAGCUUCGGUCCAGAGAGGCCCCGCCGUCAAAGCCCUGACUUGCCCAGCUGUCGGGAAAAUGAUCCACAGUCUGUUUCUCAUAAACUGUUCUGGUGACAUAUUUCUAGAGAAGCACUGGAAAAGUGUUGUGAGCCAGUCUGUCUGUGAUUAUUUCUUUGAAGCUCAGGAGAAAGCUGCUGAUGUUGAAAAUGUACCACCUGUCAUUUCAACACCUCACCACUACCUCAUCAGUAUCUACCGGGAUAAGCUCUUCUUCGUGUCUGUCAUACAAACUGAAGUGCCACCUCUCUUUGUAAUUGAAUUUCUACACCGAGUUGCUGAUACUUUUCAGGACUACUUUGGUGAGUGUUCAGAGGCAGCAAUUAAGGACAAUGUGGUCAUAGUAUAUGAGCUCUUGGAAGAAAUGUUGGACAAUGGAUUUCCACUGGCUACUGAAUCUAACAUUUUAAAAGAACUGAUUAAACCACCAACAAUUCUGCGUUCUGUUGUCAACUCUAUUACAGGCAGUAGUAAUGUAGGGGAUACGCUCCCCACUGGGCAGCUGUCCAACAUCCCAUGGCGCCGGGCAGGAGUAAAGUAUACAAACAAUGAAGCCUAUUUUGAUGUCGUUGAAGAAAUAGAUGCAAUUAUAGAUAAAUCAGGAUCUACAGUCUUUGCAGAAAUUCAAGGGGUCAUUGAUGCGUGCAUUAAACUAUCUGGAAUGCCUGAUCUCUCUCUCUCUUUCAUGAAUCCAAGGCUUCUAGAUGAUGUCAGCUUCCAUCCUUGCAUCCGGUUCAAGCGUUGGGAAUCUGAAAGAGUUUUGUCAUUUAUUCCUCCAGAUGGAAAUUUCCGUCUCAUUUCAUACCGUGUCAGCUCACAAAAUCUUGUGGCAAUACCAGUAUAUGUAAAACAUAGUAUCAGCUUUAAGGAGAACAGUUCUUGUGGCAGAUUUGAUAUAACAAUUGGACCAAAGCAGAAUAUGGGAAAAACUAUUGAAGGCAUUACAGUGACGGUUCACAUGCCUAAAGUUGUGCUGAAUAUGAACCUGACACCAACACAAGGCAGCUAUACAUUUGAUCCAGUCACCAAGAUACUAACAUGGGAUGUAGGGAAAAUUACUCCACAAAAACUCCCAAGUCUUAAAGGACUGGUAAAUUUGCAGUCUGGAGCACCUAAACCAGAAGAAAAUCCAAGCCUCAACAUACAGUUCAAGAUCCAGCAACUUGCUAUUUCAGGCUUGAAAGUAAACCGUUUGGACAUGUAUGGGGAGAAAUAUAAGCCAUUUAAAGGAGUCAAAUAUGUCACAAAAGCUGGAAAGUUCCAAGUGAGGACAUGAGAAGAGGCCAAAAUUCCUCAAGAUCCGUUUGUUUUCCAAGUGUCAUUACAAUUUAUUACUAUUAGGUACCAAGUGGGUGGGAAUAUAUAUUCUCCUUAAAGCAUAUGUGUCUAGUUACACACCACUAACAGAGGUUGCUUAGUAAAGUUCUUAAGGAACUUUAAGCUAAGAAAACUUUUCUAAUGACUUAGCUUAUUUUAUAUCUUUUCAUUUAGGAAGAUUUUGGAACUGAUUUCUUCCAUGGGGGGUACCUGCUGGAUGCUGCACACUGUAAAGGCCGAAGGCCACAACGGUAACCUGUCUCCUAAAGCAAGCCAACUGGGCUCAUCCAGCAGGAGCAAGUCGUAAUCUGUUAUGUGUCAGGUGCAGCCAAAUGUCAUUACCUUCUGAUCUUAGCCGUCCCAACAGUACCGUCCUAAAAGGAAAUUCCCCUACCCAAGAAGUUUACAGAAACUGCCUCUUCAAGUGUUUGCCUUAUUCAGCUUUUCACUUAUGCCAUUAAGCAAGCACUGUAGCAAAAGCCACUCCAUACGGCCCUGGCAGGGAGCACCGCUGCUCCAUGCUCCAUCCUCACUGUACUUGGUAUUGUAUUUUUUAUAAAUAAGAUUUUUAUGUAAAAGCUCAGAUUUUGAUUUACAAGAAACUUGCUGCAGUAAAUGCCAUCUCAAGUUCGUGCCACCACUUCAGCUGUUAGAUAGCACAGUAAAAAUCAUUUGUAUCAAAGGGGCAAAUGCUUUAUAAAGGUAAUAAAAGGGAACACUUCUGCUUUUAGGAAGUUACUGCAAGCACAACUGUUGUGCUUUUAAGCAAAUUAAAAUAGUAAAAAGAGAAACCUUAGCCAUCUUCAUGUUUUGUAAUGCUUUAUCCCACAGCACUAGUCAGCCUGUCUCAUGUCCCAGCUCACAAAAGAAGGAAACUGUCUGCCUCCCUGUCAUGACUCCUUCUGUUUUCAAUUUUUUAAUCUUUUUUUGUUGUUGUUCUUAAAAGAUUGAAUUUGCCUGAAUCCCUUUUCCUUAGGGAGAACUCUGUUUCAUAUUAUGUGUGCAUAUCAAAGCUGUAGUAACAGAUUUCUUUCUGAAACUGUUGUCAAAACUGUUUACUGCAGUACUUGAAUGUCUCCACCAUCCUGACAGGUACAUGGAAAAGCAUUAAGUUAAGGCAGAAUUUAAGCAACAUUUACGAUACCAUAUUGAUCAUCAUGCCUAUAUAGUAGAAUCUUUCCCUCAGUUCAUUGGCUUGGUAGUCCUUACCAGCUACUUUACCUUAUGUGGCAUAAAGAAAUGGAGGAAGACUGAGGGUUAUAAUCUAGGCGCCUACGGUUCCUGUUUCUUGUUCUUAAACUGUUAGUUUUAAUUGUUCCAUUCUUCUUUCAUUCUUCUCAGCUUCUCACUUUCUUGCCCCUUACCAUACUAAAGGUACCUCUUAGACUCAUCCAGUUAUUAGUGGUAGGUGCAUCCACUUUUUAGCAUUCUUACUUUUGUUUGCCUUGGGUAUUCAAGCUGCCUUCAUUUGCUAUUUAUCUGCUAAGAGUAACUGUUCCUGGCACAUGAGUGCAUCACAACACUUGGGAGGCUGAGUCAGAAGGACCUAAAGUUUGAGGCUAUCCUGGGCUACAUAGCAAGCCUUCAUAAAAACAAAAAUAAAAGAUCACUUGCAGUUUACUGAUCUCUAUAGUAACUAAUCUCAAAUUGGUAGCUAAAAUUAAAAUGUUGCCAAAUAUUUAAUCCCUGAACCUAAGAUUGUCUAGUUCAUCUGCAUUUACUAAUUUUAAUACCUUACUCAGUAGAGUUCUUGUCUUAAUCACAAUCAAAACAUUGCUUUUUAGCUGGGCAUGGUUCUGCACUUUGGAAGUUGAGGCAGGAAUAUUGAGCCACAAGUCUGAGGCCAACCUGAGCUACAUAAUGAGUUCAAAGCUAGCCUAAAUUGCAUUAUGAGACCUUGUCCAAAAAAAACUGCUUUUCUUUCUGUAGAAUCUCUAAUGUUAGUCAUUUGUAUCUGCUGUCCAGUCUUCCUCCUAUGCUAUUUUUUCUUACAUCCAAGUAGAAUGUAUGCCAAGAGCCCUUUGCUUCUAGCAAUUUCUAACACAUCCAAGUAGGCUAUUUCUUUUACAAUUAAAUUAUUAUAUUUAUUAAUUCGGUAGAAUCUAAUGAAUCCUCUCUCUGGCUCUGGCUAUAUUGUCAAUAAAAAGAUGAAAGCAACAA